GCGCGGUCGCGGGCGGGGAGCGCUUGGUUAAUGAUUCAGUCGGCCGCUUGGGGCGGUUGAGCGCGGAUCGGCCGUCUCCGGCUCCGCCCCCUCGCUGGAGCGCCCCCACCUGGGGGUACAAAACUGCCCCCUGCUCCUGGUGCGUCCCCAGGAGCUGCCCUGCCGGCUGGGGAUCCGGGCCGCCGCCGCCCUAUGAUUUCCUCAUCAUCUCCCCCUCCACCUGCUGAACUUGGACUUCAGAUCUGACCCCAGACCUGUCCGCUAUCUUGGGAGGGCCCUCCUCCCCUCCCGUCCAGCAAGAUGCCAAUCCUCAAGCAGCUGGUGUCCAGCUCAGUGCACUCCAAGCGCCGUUCCCGCGUGGACCUCACGGCAGAGAUGAUCAGUGCCCCACUGGGUGAUUUUCGCCACACUAUGCACGUGGGCCGAGCCGGAGAUGCCUUUGGGGACACCUCCUUCCUCAAUAGCAAGGCCGGUGAGCUUGAUGGCCAGUCCCUGGACGAACAGGCCUCCUCCUCCUCUUCCAAACGCAGUCUUCUGUCCCGCAAGUUCCGGGGCAGCAAACGGUCACAGUCGGUGACCAGGGGGGACCGGGAACAGAGGGAUAUGUUGGGCUCCCUGCGGGACUCAGCCCUCUUUGUCAAGAAUGCCAUGUCCCUGCCCCAGCUCAAUGAGAAAGAGGUGGCGGAGAAGGGCUCCAGCAAGCUGCCCAAGAGCCUGUCGUCCAGCCCCGUGAGGAAGGCAAGUGCCGGGGAGGGAGGCGAGGACGAGGCGGGCGAGGCGGAGGUGGUGCCCCGGCGGAACGGGGCUGCGGGUCCCCACUCCCCCGACCCCCUCCUGGACGAGCAGGCCUUCGGGGACCUGACCGAUCUGCCCGUCGUGCCCAAGGCCAGCUAUGGGCUGAAGCACGCCGAGUCCAUCAUGUCCUUCCACAUCGACCUGGGGCCCUCCAUGCUAGGCGAUGUCCUCAGCAUCAUGGACAAGGAGGAGUGGGACCCCGAGCAGGAGGAGGAGGAGGAGGAGGAGGACGGCGGCUACCACGGCGAUGAAGGCCCCAGCAGGCUCCCCCAGGCUCCCGCUUCUGCAGGGGUGGCCUCUCCCCUGGCAAGGCAGGAAGGCAAGGCCGGCCGGGAAUUGCCCUCGCGACCCUCCCGCGCUCUGGAGGACGAGGGGUGGGCGGCGGCGGCCCCCAGCCCCGGCUCGGCCCGCAGCGUGGGCAGCCACACCACGCGGGACAGCAGCUCCCUGUCCAGCUGCACCUCGGGUGUCCUGGAGGAGCGCAGCCCUGCCUUCCGGGGGCCGGACCGGGCCCGGGCCACUCUCCCGAGGCAGCCCGACAAGGACUUCUCCUUCAUGGAUGAGGAAGAGGAGGAUGAGAUCCGCGUGUGAGGCCGGCCACCAGGCUCCUGGCUGCACCUUCUCCCUGUGCCCACCCCACUGCGACCUUUGACCUUACCGUGCAGGGACAGCCAAGAGCCUCGCUUCCGGCCACGGACCCUGGACCUUGUGGAUGGGGGCCCUCGGAGGGCUUGAGGAGCUGGCGUGGGUGCCGAAGUCGCCUGAUGUCAUUACACACCCUGCCCUCCCCGCAGCCGUCUGGGCCCCACGCUGUGUUCUCGCAGCAGGGAUUAGUUUUCUUCUCUCUGCCUCCUUUUCCUCCACCCUGGCCUCAAAUGGAUGCCAGAUGUCAACCUGAGUUCCUGCCACGUGCAGCAAUAGCAGGUCAGCCCACAGGCAGCCUGGAAUCCAAGGCUAAGGACACUUGGCUCUCCUUUUCUCUCCUGGUGUGUCUGCUGUGACUGGUGGUGGCUGCCAGGGAAGUGUGUGCAGCAGGAGGAAGGGGGUGGUCACACGUUCCAGCCUCUCUCUCCAUCCCUGGCUCCUGCAAGGGAAGCUUAGAGCCUCUUGGAGUCAAGCCGACCAGGUGGCCAGCCACAAACAUGUACACUAGUAAACGCAGCCCCCUUCCAGGGGAAGACACAGGAUGGGGAAUGGAAGGAAAGCCCCCCGGGCUUCUUGAAUUUUCAAGACGGGGCCCUUGCAGGAUGACACUAGGAACAGGGCUGGGAUACUUGCUCAGUCCCUGUGGGUUUGUUUGUUCUUUAUUAUUGUUUAAAUCGUUAUAGAGCAAUAUCAGGAACAGUGUUAAUAGGUCUGCCACCAGAGGGAAAAUAGAAUCCUUUUAGAAAAAUUUUAUGCUAAGUCUCCUCUUGAAAAGUCACAGUGAAUAUUAGCAUACUUAAGUCUGGGACGUCCUGUGGCAAAGAAACCAGCUCAACUUUAACUAGUGCUUCCAGAUUUUAUUUAGCACUAUAUGGGGUGGGUGUUGUGUGUGUUUGCCCCACCCCACUCCCGUAGCUAUUAACAGCUGAAGACCAAUGUAGAAAAUUUCUGGAAAACGACUUUUUAAAAAUAGUAUAUCAAUUCUGAGGGGAGGGGGAAAGCUGGUGUUUUUUGUUUUGUUGUGUUUUGUUUUGUUUGGCGGCUGGCCUGAAUAGGGAUCCAAAGCCUUGACCUUGAUGUUAUCAACACCAAGCUCUAAACAUCCAAGCAACCAACCAGCCCUGGAAAGCUGGUUUUUGACUGGACUACCCCUUCCCCUCCCCAAACACCCUCUGUACUGACUGUUUCCCCUUCCUGUCUCAGGCUCCCUCCCCCAGGGUAGGGUGGGACAAAGUCCCUAAGGGUAGGGUAGCCAGAUUUAGCAAACAAAACAAAAACAGAAUGCUGGGUUAAAUUUGAAUUUCAGGUACACAAAAGACAAUGUUUUAGUGUUAAUAUGUCCCAUGCAAUACCUGAAACAUACACGAGAAAUUAUUUGUUGUUUUUCUGAAAUUCAAGUUUCACUGCACCCUGUAACUCUACCCAAGGGAAGUGAGUACAAGCUUGGGUGUGAGCCCCAGGGUUGACUGCUGAUCAUUUUUCUGUCCUGGGAACAGGCUGACCCACCUCCCUGGUCUCCACAUAGCCAGUAGAGGGAGGGACAGACAGAACUAAGCGCAACCCGGGCUUCAGCCAACCGGUGGGCCUGGCGGGCGUAGCUGCUCUGGCCUUCCACGUCUUGCCAGAUCCUGACUCUGAGACACUAACUUAGUUCCUGAUUCAGUCAGUACCCCCUUGGUGCUUUGUUUCCAGUAGCUUAGCUCCCACGGUGGGGGAGGAAUCGAGGGGCUGUGCAGCCCCCACCAGCUGCCCUUGAAAUCCAUGCCCAUCAGUUCCAGAUUCUAAACUGUGGGGUUUUUUUCAUGAUAUUGUUAAAACAG
Messenger RNA from Cynocephalus volans (Philippine flying lemur), 3260 nucleotides. RefSeq names its product CDC42 effector protein 4 (gene CDC42EP4). Gene Ontology annotation, molecular function: small GTPase binding. The coding region runs from base 301 to 1386 and encodes 361 amino acids. The record is from RefSeq and is a predicted model, not a curated record. Gene Ontology annotation, biological process: positive regulation of actin filament polymerization; regulation of cell shape; positive regulation of pseudopodium assembly. NCBI's taxonomy places the organism in Eukaryota, Metazoa, Chordata, Mammalia, Dermoptera, Cynocephalidae. The transcript has 2 exons. Gene Ontology annotation, cellular component: cytoplasm; membrane.